This is a messenger RNA of Rotaria sp. Silwood1, 1167 nucleotides long. NCBI's taxonomy places the organism in Eukaryota, Metazoa, Rotifera, Eurotatoria, Philodinida, Philodinidae. The record is from the annotation of a GenBank genome assembly.
AUGUCGUCUACUCCACUAUCAUUUGAUGAAACAGAACCAACAACAAAAACAAAUAAUACAUGCCAAGUAUGUGGAGACAAUGCGUCAAUUAUUAAUUAUGGAGCAUUAACUUGUUUAUCAUGUCGAACAUUUUUUCGUCGAAAUGGUUUUCAUACUAAAGAAGUUGCAUCAUGUCGAUUUAAUGGUCAUUGUGAAAUUACUGUUUCAACAAGAAAACAUUGUACAGCAUGUCGCUUUACUAAAUGUCUAGCCGUAGGCAUGAGUCCUGAAUUAAUUAGAAAAGAAGAUUUAAGUGGAAAAAAACGUAAAUGUUCUAAAUCAUUUAGUCAAGAACUUGUUGAAUAUCAACGAAUAAUGACUAUACCACCACCAUCUGUAUUAGAUCAAACAUCUGGUGUUUUACAUUCAAAUUUAACUAGUUCAGAAAGGAAUCUUAUUUCUAAUAUUAUACAUGCAUUUGAUACAUUUAGUCCAAUAAGUGAAACACGACAUACAAUUGAAAUAAUCAAUACAUCAGCAUCUAGUCUUCAUUUUGAUUUAUCACGAUCACUUCAAAUGAUAUCAUCAUUCUUAAAAUCUAUACGAUCAUUUAUUAGUUCAACACCUGAUUUUAAAAUUCUAACGACAUCAGAACAAUGGUCUCUUUUUCAACGUAAUAUGCUUGGUCUUUUAUCUAUUGGUGGAAUGUAUUUUAUGCGUGAAUCUGGUAUAUUUGAUAAACCUGAAAAUGAAAUGGCUAUUAUACCAUUAUAUGGUAAUGAAGUUGUUGAACAAGUUAAAACUAUUAGUGCACAAUUCAAUUGUGAUCCAACACUUAUUAAACUUGUACUUGUUGCACUUGCAUUUUCUUCAAAUUGUUAUACAAAACAAACUCGAAGAAAUAUUGAUAAAGAUAGUUUAUUAUUAGGUACAUUUCGUUUAUUUGGUAGUCAAAAUGUUUAUGUUGAACUUAUAUGGAAAUAUUUAAUUCAUCGAUAUACUUAUGAUGAAUCGGUUAGACAUUUUUCUACAUUUAUUCAACGACUUCUUGAUGCACUUAAAUUAUCAAUUGAAAUUUAUGAAAAUAAUCCAAUAUUUCAAACAUUUAUUGAUGAUAAUGCUGAACAAAUUGAACAAUCUUCAACAACAGAUGACAAAACAAUUGUUCCAUUAUGGGGAAAAAAGUGA